AUCUCUCUCUCUCUCUCUCUCUCUCUCUCUCUCUCUCUCUCUCUCUCUCUCUCUCUGAGUGUUCAUCUACAUUACUCGAUCGAAUCCUAGAGCGUAUAUACAAAACCAUUCCUCACAGGGAAAAACGUAUAUGAAUAAUGGCGAUUAAGGGUUAUUAUGCAAUCGUCAUUUUGAUGACGUCAUGGCUCGCAAUUGAGUCCCAAUCUGAACAUGUGAUCCCCUUUUCGAGUCCCUUGGAUCGCCAUAGUUUUCCCGAAGAUUUCGUAUUCGGAACCGCCUCUUCCGCCUUACAGUACGAAGGAGCCACCAACGAAGGCGGAAAAUCGACGACGAUAUGGGACCACUUCGCCCACACUUACCCAGAUAGGACCAACAUGGACAAUGCAGAUGUUGCACUUGACUUUUAUCAUCGCUACAAGGACGACAUUAAAUUAAUGAAGGAAAUGAACAUGGACGCUUUCAGAUUCUCCAUCUCGUGGGCCAGAAUACUCCCCAGUGGGAAGUUAAAGGAUGGAGUAAACCAAGAAGGGGUACGAUUCUACAAGGAUCUCAUAGACGAGCUUAUUGCUAAUGGCAUACAACCUUCGGCCACCCUUUAUCAUUGGGACCACCCUCAAGCACUAGAAGACGAGUAUGGAGGAUUUUUAAGCCCUCAAAUCAUUGAAGAUUUCCGAGACUUUUCGAGAGUAUGCUUCCAAGAGUUCGGGGACAAGGUGAAUAUGUGGUCCACGAUCAACGAGCCGUACAUUAUAAGUGUAGCCGGUUACGACAACGGCAAUAAAGCCGUCGGUAGAUGCUCGAAAUGGGUGGACAGCAGAUGCCAAGCCGGUGAUUCGGGUACAGAGCCUUACAUCGCGUCUCACCAUCUUCUUCUUGCUCAUGCCGCCGCCGUUCAAGAGUUCAGAAAAUGCGAUAAGAUUCCAAAAGAUGGUCAGAUUGGGAUAGUGCUGUCUCCUAGGUGGUUCGAGCCUUAUGAUUCGGAAUCCGCUGCCGACAAGGAAGCAGUAGAACGAGCCCUUAUGUUAGAAUUCGAUUGGCAUCUCGGUCCGGUGGUCCAUGGGGACUAUCCCGAGUUGAUGAAGAAGUAUGUCGGGAGUAGAUUACCGGCGUUUACCUCUUUGUUGCUUUUGGACAGAGACGAACAAGACCGGACACUACAUCGGUCCAUGGGAACCCAGAAAGUUUCUGUUUUCAGUUCCGGAAGGGCUGAGAAAGGUUCUAAACUACAUUAAAGACAAAUACAACAAUCCAAUAGUUUACAUCAAAGAAAACGGAAUCAACGACUAUGAUGACGGCACCACAUCCAAGGAGGAAAUUCUUAGGGACGAAUUUAGAUUGGAGUACCAUCAGAAACAUCUUCAGCAGCUCCACAAGGCCAUUGU
This is a messenger RNA of Tarenaya hassleriana, 1382 nucleotides long. Its product is annotated as beta-glucosidase 28-like. Gene Ontology annotation, biological process: carbohydrate metabolic process. The transcript has 11 exons. Bases 138 to 1232 code for a protein of 364 amino acids. The record is from RefSeq and is a predicted model, not a curated record. Gene Ontology annotation, molecular function: beta-glucosidase activity. Lineage: Eukaryota; Viridiplantae; Streptophyta; Magnoliopsida; Brassicales; Cleomaceae.